Molecule: messenger RNA, 1879 nt
Organism: Papaver somniferum (opium poppy)
Lineage: Eukaryota; Viridiplantae; Streptophyta; Magnoliopsida; Ranunculales; Papaveraceae
Exons: 2
Coding region: 1206-1844 (212 amino acids)
Source: RefSeq, a predicted model, not a curated record
UUGCUCGGUCAUGUUCUCCACAGUUUUCCCAUUCAUGGUAAUAUCCAUUCUCUGAUUAUGAAUUGCACAACUACGUCAACUUCUUCUAUUAUUAUUAUCAAUGGGCAGCCUGAGGGGAGAAUUGUAAGUGAAAGGGGUAUUCGACAGGGUUGUCCCUUGUAGCCGUACUUAUUUAUUAUUUGCUCUCAAAGCUUGACGGAAAUCUUAAGAACGAUGGAGCUGGAUGGUCUCUAUUUCGGUUAUAGGGUGAAUAGAUGGGCUCCCUCUGUCUCUCAUCUUAUGUUUGAGGAUGAUGUUUUUCUAUUUGGUUACUUAAAUGCUAACACGGUGAAUGCAGUAACUAUAACUCUGCAAGAAUACUCUAAGUGCUCUGAGCAAAUGGUGAACUAUGACAAGUCCGGGAUAUACUUCAUUAAGGUUGUCCCUGAGAAUAAACAACUGGGAGUUAUGGAACAGCUAGGGGUGCAAAGAAUGCAUGAGGACGACAAGUAUUGAAUGGAUGGAAGAAAAAAUUUCUUACUCAUGCAGGGAGGACUAUGCUGAUCCAGACGGUGCUGGCUCUUUUACCUGUGUAUUAUAUGGCUACCAAUUUAAUUCCUAAAGUUAUUCUUCGCAAGCUUACACAAAUCAUCCGGAAUUUGGUGGGGGCACCCCAAGGAUACGAAGAAAAUGCAUCUCAUAAACUGGAAUUGGUUUACAAGAAGAAGUAAGGAAAAAGGUGGGCUGGGAUUGCGUGACUUAGAGCAUAUCAACUUGGCUCUCGUUGCAAAGAUUGGCUAGAGAUUUCUUUCGAAUCCAACAACUAUUUGGGGAGAGAUUCUUACUGGAAAGUAUCUCAGAGACAUUAAUUUCUGGAAUGCUAGUAAACCUCAAAGGUGUUCAAGUACCUGGUCCGCUAUUCUCAAGUGUCGGCAAUAUCUGAAACAAGGUUGUAUUUGGUUGGUGGGCAGUGGCAAAGAUAUUAAAAUAUGGUCUGAUCCAUGAGUCCCCUCGUUACCAGGUCAUACUCCAGUCAUCCCUCUUAAUGGCACUACUUCUAUUAUCACAGUCGAUGAGCAGAUCCAUGCUGAAGAUGGGAAGUGGAAUAUCCCACUUAUUAAUGCAACCUUUGAACCAUAUGUUGCGGAACAAAUUCAAAAGAUUUACAUCAGCAAGGAAACUGUUGAGAACAAGUUGAUUUGGACUCUAACUCCACAUGUUUCUGUAUGGGGGCUUGUCUUUGGUGGGCGAUUUGGAAUGCACGGAACAAGGUGGUGUUUGAAAAGAGAUCAUUCAAUAUCCAGACUAUCAUCAACGAGGGCUUAUACUGGUACAAUUCUUACAAGGACAGCGAGGCUGACGAUGUCGAUGGUAUCCAGCCUCCAGUUACACAGCCGGCUAACCAAGUGCUGCAGGUGAUACCUCCUGUACCUCACUUCAUUAAGGUGAACGCCGAUGCAGCUGUAGCAGCCGAUAAAUCAUAUGCAGCGGCUAUUGCGAGAGAUGAACAUGGUUCUAUUCUAGGUGCAGGCUCAGUUAUUUUUAACACUACAAGCCCUCUUAUUACUGAAGCUCAUAGUUUCCUCCUAGCUAUUGAUUUUGCUCAACGACUCGAAGUUAUCCUACAGAAGAAAAACAAAACCAUCCCGUGGAGAAUAAUUCAUACAACCAACGAAAUUGGUUCCAGGACCAGUUUUUUCAAUUCGCUGGAGUACAGCUUUAUUCCGAAGAGAUCCAAUUAUAUGGCUCAUGAUCUCGCAACUUAUGCGAAACGACAUAAUGUCCUGGUGGACAUCUUCCCAAAUCCCAUAUUAUGUUCUUCAACAAGCUUAGGCUUCCUUCCUUUUGUUUCUCUUCGCUGUUAAGUGGUUCUUUGCUUUCCCCUAUUUUUCCGCCUAUG